AAGAGUGAAGCAGGCAGUAGCAGUAUAUGAUAAGUAUCACAAGAUUCACAACAACGCUAUCAUAGCUGUACAAACAAACACAAACACAAACUCCAGCUUCUUCUUCUUUCUUCUUUUGACUCUCUCUGUAAUUUUGUUCGAAUACUUUGGACGGACGGUUGAGAUUGAUUGGUAGAGAGGUAGCGAUGGCAUCGGCAGCGGUGAAUAAGAUAGAGCGGGCGCACCAGAUGUACAGGGAGGGGAAAUACUCGGAGGCCUUAGGGUUUUACACGGAAGCUCUUUCUAAAGCGAAGACCAAUCCUCAGAAGAUCGCUCUCCAUAGCAACCGCGCCGCUUGCUUUCUCAAACUCCACCAUUUCAACAAGGCAGCAGAAGAAUGUACCUCAGUGCUUGAACUUGAUCGCGAUCACACUGGAGCGCUAAUGUUGCGGGCACAAACACUUGUAACCCUUAAGGAGUAUCACUCAGCACUUUUUGAUGUCAACAGGCUCUUGGAUUUGAAUCCAUCAUCAGAAGUUUAUCAAAACCUUCAUGCUCGUUUGAAGACACAAUUGUCACUUGCUCCAAUACCUGAAUCUGAGGCAGAGCUAGAAGAGGAAGAUGAUGAAGAUGAAGCAGGACCAAAUAAAAAUGAAGAGGAACAAUACAAAGAAGAAAUUGUAGUAGAAAGAGAUCAGAAAGCUGAGGUUAAUAGGACUAUUAUUAAUGCUGAAGUUAUUGUCUCUGAGAUGCUGAGGUCUAAGAAACCAAAUGAACAAGAAAGAGACAAAUCUGAGCCUAAAAGGAUCUCCUCUACUACUGCAGUUACUGCCCCUAAAUUGCAGACUAACAAGGAAUUAUUAAAACAAGAUCCUAAAGUGCAGAGCAACAAGGAAUUAUUAAAGCAGGAUCCAAAAGUUCAGAGCAACAAGGAAUCAUUAAAUCAAGACCCUAAAGUGCAGAGCAAAAAGGAAUCAUUGAAACUAGAUUCUAAAGUACAGAGCAACAAGGAAUCAGAACAAGAUACUAAAGGAUGGCAAACAAUUCCGAAACCUAAGGGACACUCAACUCUAGACUAUGCAAGGUGGGACAGAGUUGAAGAUGAUUCUAGUGAAGAAGAAGAUGAUGAUGAUGAUGAAGAGUUGCAGCCACAGUAUCGGUUUCGUCUACGUACCGUUGGUGUAAGACCAGUGAAGUGAAAAGGCCAUUUAUACACACCCCAAUAUAGUUGACUGCUCUGAUCCCCAACAUCAGCCUCAGAAAAAAAUCAAAUCCUUACCGGACUGAAAAAAGGUAUUUGGGACGCACUUUUGGGCCUAUCAAGUCCAAACUCUGAAAACUAGGGAAAAAAUCAGAUUUGAGUGGUCAAUAAACCUGACAAAUAGAACAGAUGGAAUGAGAGGAUUAUCAAUCGGACUUCUGGCCAAGCAAAAUUCACUGUUUUGGUGUUGUUUUUCCUGUUGUGCAGCAAUUCAAAAGCUUCAUUCUACCAAACAGUGUCAAGUGGAGAGACAGUACAAAACCUUGGAUCCCUACCGAUUGACAAGCACUUGAAUGCCCAGGUUUUUGUUGUUUCUGGCUCCAUUCCUUUGUGCUUGUAUAUGUAAUUCAUAUUGAAUAUUCUGAUGUUUCUUUCAUCAUCAUGAAUGCUUGGGGAAGGAAAUGCCUUGUGAUUAGUCAGUAUAGUGUAUGUGGGAUUACAGAGAAUUCUAUAAUUUUUCCGGGCAUCUAUGUUAUACCAUUUGUUUCCCUGCAACUUGUUUUUCAAACUGAGCUUGAACUUAUUGUUAUUUAUCAUUUCAAUACUUUUGCUAUAUUAUAAAGCAGGAAUUAUAAUCAAA
This is a messenger RNA of Quercus lobata, 1820 nucleotides long. Its product is annotated as Tetratricopeptide repeat (TPR)-like superfamily protein. Gene Ontology annotation, molecular function: protein binding. The transcript has 3 exons. Bases 186 to 1178 code for a protein of 330 amino acids. The record is from RefSeq and is a predicted model, not a curated record. NCBI's taxonomy places the organism in Eukaryota, Viridiplantae, Streptophyta, Magnoliopsida, Fagales, Fagaceae.